CUGUCUGCCCUCACAGACACAGCUGCCCUGCUGAAGGCUGGCAUGGCACUGAGUACAGGAGUGGUUCUCCGGCUGCUGGUGGUGGUGAUCAGGGGUAUAGCUGCUCCAGCCCCAAUCUGCUCUCUGCUGGGCCAACCCGCUCUGCCUCUCCUGUCUGCCGAGGGGGACAUCAACAUUGGGGCAGUGUUCGGUAUACAUAGGAAUGCCCUCUUCAAGGUCCAUUCGUUCACCUCCAGACCAGAGAAAACACCCUGUAUCAGUUUCAACCCACGUGAGUUCCAGUUUGCACAGACCCUGAUCUUUGCCCUGGAGGAGAUCAACAACAGCAGUGAUCUGCUCCCAGGGCUGUCUCUGGGUUACCAGGUCUAUGACUCCUGUAGCUAUGCCCCCCUGGCCAUCCACUCAGCCCUGGCCCUGAUGAACAGCCCUGGGCCUGAGGACAGCCUGGGAGACCCUUCCUCCUGUUCCAGAUCUCCAGCCGUGUUGGGUAUUGUAGGGGAGUCAAGCUCCACAUCCACCAUCGGAAUAUCAUCCCUGGUCGGACCAUUCAACAUCCCUGUGAUCAGCCACUUUGCCACCUGUGCUUGUCUGAGUAACAGAAAGAAGUUCCCCUCCUUCUUCAGAACCAUCCCCAGUGACUUCUACCAGAGCAGAGCCCUGGCAAAGCUGGUCAAACACUUUGGAUGGAACUGGGUGGGAGUGGUGAACAGCAACAAUGACUAUGGAAACAACGGCAUGGCCACAUUCAUGGAGGCAGCGUGGCAUGAAGGGGUCUGUGUAGAGUACCAAGAGUCCAUCCACCGCACAGACCCCAGAGAGAAGCUCCUGGAAGUCGUCAAGGUCAUCCGGAGGGCCGAAGCCAGGGUGGUGGUACUGUUCUUGACCUUGGGGGAACUCAUCCCCCUGAUGAAUGAGAUGGCCCUGGAGGGAGACCCAGGGCUUCAGUGGGUGGGCAGCGAGUCCUGGAUCACAGCCAGACUGCUGGCGGAUAACAAGGCAUACGGUUUCCUGAGGGGAGCGGUUGGCUUUGCCAUCAGGAAUGCCAGGCUGGAUGGUCUGGAGGGUUUCCUAGACAAGGUGCACCCCUCCCAGGCACCAGACAACACCCUGCUCAGGGAGUUCUGGGAGACUGUGUUCCAGUGCUCCUUCGAGGGAGGCAGCAGCACUCUGUGCACAGGAACAGAGAGCUUAGCAAAGCUGAAGAACCAAUACACUGACGUGUCAGAGCUGAGAAUAUCCAGUAAAGUGUACACAGCUGUAUAUGCCAUUGCACACGCUCUGCACAACCUACUGACAGACUUAAAGAAUGACACAGACAGCGGCAAAAGAACAGUCUACACACCACAGCAGGUGCUACAGUACCUGAAGGAGGUGAGGUUUAGAGUAAAGACAGGAGAGGAGAUCUGGUUUGAUGAUAACGGAGAUGUGGUGGCGUGCUACGACCUAGUGAACUGGCAGCAGGAGGAGGAUGGGACCCUGCAGUUCCAUGUUGUGGGGCUGUAUGAUUCCUCGAUGCCCCCUGAACAGCGCAUUACCUUCAACAAGGGAAAACUGGUCUGGGCAGGGGGCCAGGCAGAGGCACCUGCAUCAGUGUGCAGUGAGAGCUGUCCCACAGGCACUCGUAAGGCUGUGCAGAAAGGAAAGCCUGUAUGCUGUUAUGACUGUGUACCAUGUGGGGAGGGAGAGAUCAGUAAUAUCACAGAUUCUAACGGCUGCUAUCGAUGUGACUUGGAGUAUUGGUCCAAUGAAAAAAGGGACCGCUGUGUGUUGAAACCAGUUGAAUUCCUCUCCUAUGAAGAAAUGAUGGGCAUAGUUCUGGUGUUUUUCUCCUUACUGGGGUCCGGUGUUACUACUCUGGUAGCUGUGGUGUUUUCAAUUCAUAAGGACACCCCCAUCGUCAGGGCCAACAACUCUGAGCUGAGCUUCCUGCUGCUUUUCUCAUUGACUCUGUGUUUUCUGUGUUCUCUUACUUUCAUUGGCCGGCCCUCUGAGUGGUCCUGUACGCUGCGCCACACAGCGUUUGGGAUCACCUUCGUCCUCUGCAUCUCUUGUGUUCUGGGGAAAACAAUAGUGGUGUUGAUGGCCUUCAGGGCUACACUUCCAGCCAGUAAUAUAAUGAAAUGGUUUGGUCCUCCACAGCAGAGACUCAGUGUUCUGGCUUUCACUCUCAUACAGGUCCUGAUCUGUGUUCUUUGGUUAACAGUCUCCCCUCCUUUCCCCUACAAGAACAUGAAAACUUAUAAGGAAAAGGUCAUUCUAGAGUGUGAUGUGGGUUCAGCUAUUGGUUUCUGGGCUGUGUUGGGGUAUAUAGGACUCCUGGCUCUCUUGUGCUUUGUGCUGGCUUUUCUGGCUCGAAAGCUUCCUGAUAAUUUCAAUGAGGCCAAAUUCAUCACCUUCAGCAUGCUCAUAUUCUGUGCAGUCUGGAUCACCUUUAUCCCAGCUUAUGUCAGCUCUCCUGGGAAGUUCACAGUAGCUGUGGAGAUCUUUGCUAUUCUGGCCUCCAGUUUUGGUUUACUUUUCUGCAUUUUUGCUCCUAAAUGUUUCAUUAUAUUGCUGAGGCCAGAGCAAAACACCAAGAAACAUAUGAUGGGGAAGACAUCUAAUGACAUACGAUAUUAAAGAAACAUAUUUUGGGAAAGGCGUCAACCAAAGCCCUUUAGGAUGAAUACUGACCAUUGGCCUAUUCUAAGUAUUUCUAUAAUAAACACAGACACAUCAUAUCUAAGUCAGUCAUGGGUUGUACUCAUCCACAGACACAUCAUAUCUAAGUCAGUCAUGGGUUAACCUCAUCCCCAGACACAUCAUAUCUAAGUCAAUCAUGGGUUAACCUCAUCCACAGACACAUCAUAUCUAAGUCAGUCAUGGGUUAAACUCAUCCACAGACACAUCAUAUCUAAGUCAAUCAUGGGUUAACCUCAUCCACAGACACAUCAUAUCUAAGUCAGUCAUGGGUUAAACUCAUCCACAGACACAUCAUAUCUAAGUCAGUCAUGGGUUAACCUCAUCCACAGACACAUCAUAUCUAAGUCAGUCAUGGGUUAACCUCAUCCACAGACACAUCAUAUCUAAGUCAAUCAUGGGUUAACCUCAUCCCCAGACACAUCAUAUCUAAGUCAAUCAUGGGUUAACCUCAUCCACAGGCUCAAUUGAUACCAAAAAAUAGAGCCUGGAAACACUGUGCAAUGAAGUGGGACUUGAAAGGGGAAGGGUUCAAAUCAAGGCAGGAUAGAGAGAGCCUGCUACAGUUUGACUAUGAAAACUGCAGAAAACCUCACAAUGAUCAUAUGACUUUUAGGAAGCCCCAACUGAUUCUGAGUUUGGGCAUAUUUCUUAUUUUAUUUAUUUCACCUUUAUUUAACCAGGU
Messenger RNA from Oncorhynchus tshawytscha (Chinook salmon), 3364 nucleotides. RefSeq names its product extracellular calcium-sensing receptor-like. Gene Ontology annotation, cellular component: membrane. The record is from RefSeq and is a predicted model, not a curated record. Bases 43 to 2619 code for a protein of 858 amino acids. NCBI's taxonomy places the organism in Eukaryota, Metazoa, Chordata, Actinopteri, Salmoniformes, Salmonidae. The transcript is spliced from 6 exons. Gene Ontology annotation, biological process: G protein-coupled receptor signaling pathway. Gene Ontology annotation, molecular function: G protein-coupled receptor activity.